Vigna angularis (adzuki bean) is the source of this 1304-nucleotide messenger RNA. RefSeq names its product BURP domain protein RD22. NCBI's taxonomy places the organism in Eukaryota, Viridiplantae, Streptophyta, Magnoliopsida, Fabales, Fabaceae. Bases 53 to 1162 code for a protein of 369 amino acids. The record is from RefSeq and is a predicted model, not a curated record. The transcript has 3 exons.
UGGGUUUCUGUCUCAAACUCAUCUUCUCAUCUCUAACAACUCUUCUUCGGCCAUGGAGUUUCACUGGCUUCCAUUACUUUUUUCUCUCAACGUGAUAUUGAUGACAGCUCAAGCUGCCUUACCUCCAGAGCUUUACUGGCAAAAGAUGCUUCCAAACACACCAAUCCCCAAAGCAAUCAGAGACCUUCCCAAGCUUGGCACAAAAGACUCUUUUCAUGACGUUGAAAAAAUUCAUUCAGAAGAUGAGAUUCCUCCUCUAUCCUUCUACAAGGGUAAGAAAAUUAAUUCAGAAGAUGAGAUACCACCUUUAUCCUUCUAUAAGGUUAAUAAAAUUCAUUCAGAAGAAGAUAUUCCUCCUUUAUCCUUCUACAAGGUUAAGAAGAUUCAAUCAGAAGAAGAGAUUCCUCCUUUGUCCUUCCGUUAUGUCGAGAAAACUCAAGCAGAAGGUGAAAAAAUAAGACUUUCACAAGAAGGUCAAAUGGUAUCUGUUGCUAAUCAUCAACACUACAACCCGAAAACAAAUCCAGCUUUCUUUGAAGAACAACUGAGGUCCGACACAGAAUUGGAUAUAAUCUUCAAGAAAAGAAAAUCUGAACGCCCAUUGUUGCCUCGCCAAAUUGCACAACGCAUACCAUUCGCAUCAGCAAAGAUAAAAGAAAUAUUCCACAUGCUUUCUAUGAAACCAGAAGUAAAGAAUGUAAAGAUUGUAACGGAAACCGUUGGUUUGUGCGAAGCGCCUUCAAUCAGAGGAGUAGAAAAAAAUUGUGCAACUUCAUUGGAAUCCAUGGUAGACUUUAUCACUUCUAAGCUUGGGAAGAACGCCCAAGUUAUUUCUACAGAGGCAGAAAAGGUAAGCAAGUCUGAAAAAUUCUUAGUGAAAGAUGGAGUGAAGAUUUUAGCAGAAGAAAAUAUCAUUGUAUGUCAUCCAAUGAAUUACCCAUAUGUUGUGUUUUACUGCCAUAAGAUAUCAAACACUACUGCACGUUUUAUGCCAUUGGAGGGAGAAGAUGGAAUUAGGGUUAAAGCUGUAGCAGUGUGCCACAAAGACACAUCAGAAUGGGAUCCAAAUCACGGGUUUUUACAAGCACUUAAAGUUAAAUCCGGAACAGUUCCAGUGUGUCAUAUCUUACCUGAGGGCGACCUUCUCUGGUUUGCAAAAUAGGUUACUGAUUUGGUUUCUCUAACUUGCUGCUGUAUCCUUAAAUAAGUAGGCAUGUGACCUACAUUACUGUGUGUAUCUAUGUGAAAUUUUGUUAUUCCUUUAUGGAAUAAUGUAAUAUUGUUUUUUUAAGUAUUUAGACAAA